AACAACGGCUAGCUAAUGUAGCUUAGCGCUGUCGUUGGGGUCGGAAGUGAAGUCUGUCCGUCUCUUUAUGAACAUUUAAAACGCGGACCGGACCGCACCACGGUAAGAGCUGCAGGGACAGGACCUGUCUCCAGGAUGUGCUCCGUCGUCGGAUGUGACUCGGGGCGUCGCGGCACGCAGCGGUUCAAGUUACCGGAGGACCCGGAGAGGAGGCUGGAGUGGGUUCAGUUUCUCGCCACAGUCAACACGCAGCGAUUUAAAGAAUCGUCCUGGACAGACAUCACGAUUUGCAGCGAACACUUUGAAGAUGACUGUUUUGACAGCCGGACACGGAACCAUCCGGGUGUGACCGGUAAGGUCCAGCUGACGUUGAGACCCGGUGCUGUCCCAUCACUGUGUCUCCGGUCAGAAGAGACAACAUGUGUGGAGCCUGAGGAAACCACAGAAGUUGCUUGUCUGCGUGAUCAACUUAAAACAUGUGAUGGCCCUACUACCUUUUCUGAAGAGUCAAUGGCCGUCCAAGGAAGCCCGACUGAGGUCGUCUCGUGUUCAACUGAUACUUCAAACGCUUUUGUAUCUGGCCAGAUGCAACCAAAACAUAUGGAUUUUGAUUUGAUCGGACAAAAAGCUGCACUCCUGCAGAUGAAAGGGAAGUACGUCGUGAAUGAAAAACGUCUCCUCAAGUUGUUCAGCCGCAAGUGCCCGUCCUGUGGCUCUCAGGUGCAGAUGGAGAAGGUCACCUGUGGGUUGCUCAUGAUCUUAAACCAGCAGUGUCUUCAGUGUGACUACAGAAACCAGUGGAAAAGCCAAGUCGAUGCCAGCGUCCCAAGAGCUGAGGAUCAGCACCUGACAGAAGUAGAAGAAGUAACUCCAGAGAGCCAGCAGGCUGUGCCAACUGGGGCCACAGGGGCCCAUGAGAUUGUUGCAGUUAUUGAUGAGCAGAGCGAGCCAAUCGAUGAAUCGAGUGGUCAGGGGGACUUGGAUUCAGACGACGAUUGGAAGCAAGCGAACGGCUCUUCUCAUGCUAGAGUGCUGAUAAAGAAAAUUGAGGAGGAAACCGAAGAGGAAGACGACGAAGAAGAAGACGACGGCGACGAAGAGGAUGUGGAUGAAGAAGAAGAAGAUGGUGAUUAUCCCCCACUUCCUGUCAAACACAGUCGGCUCUGCACAGAGUGUGGGGUGCUUUACAAUAAACAGAGGCCUCACACAUGUGAGCACAAGAUUAAACCUUUUUCCUGCAACAUUUGCGGUAAGAGAUGUGUCAGCGAGAAAGCCCUGAUUACUCACAGCAGAAUCCACGACGAGAACUACGAGUACCAGUGCAAAUACUGUCACGCUACGUUCAAAACAAAGGUGGACAAGAUCACCCACGAGCAGGUCCACGUGAUUCAAGGAAAACCCUAUAAAUGUCCCGACUGUCCAGAGACUUUCGCCACAAAUAAGGAGCGCAGAAUCCACCUGGAGGAUCACAGAGGCCCCCAACAGUUAAAAUGUCCCAUCUGCGGGAUUGACUUCCUCUGGCCCCUUUCUCUCCAGAGACACUUGGCCGUGCACACGGGAGACAGGCCGUUCAAGUGUUCAGAGUGUCAACGCGGCUUCAAGCAGGCAGGCCACCUGAAAUCCCACAUGCGCCUGCACACGGGGGAGAGACCGUAUAAGUGUCCGCAUUGUGACAAAUGCUUCAAUCACAACGUGAGCCUGAAGAGUCACGUCCAGCGUUACCACUCGCCGGGCUCUGAACGUGAGCGGAUGAAAGAGAAGAGAAACAAAAGGGCAAGUGACACAAGUGAUGCUCAGGAUAAUUGGAACAAAAGAGGUGCAGAUUCAGGGCUGGACAAUGUGGAGGACGAGCAGGACACAGAGGAGGAGGAGGAGGAGGAGGCGGCGCAGAGGGAGAUGAUAUAUAGACCUAAAAAGAAAAGCACAGGUAGGCCCAUCGGAAGGCCUAAGCGUCAUGAACCAGGCUACUCGGAGGAAGGCCAGUCUUCAAACGCCAAGUCUGGAAAACCGAAAGCGCGGAAGUCAAAGAGAACACAAUGCAGAGAUGAAGAAAGCGAGGCCAAGCCAAGCGACAGCGGCACGUGUGAUUCGGCGGAAGAGGAGAGCAGCAAGGAGGCGAUCAAGAACACAGCGAGAUCAAGGGGAAGACCAAACAAUUCUGAUAGUGACUGUGAUUUUGACCCAGAAGAAAGAAAGAAAAAGAGGUACAGCAGCGGUAAAAGCUCGGGGAAGCGUCGGGGAAGACCACGGAGAAAUCUUAAAGGCGACUCUUAGAAUGAACUGAGCUGAAGGAA
This is a messenger RNA of Anarrhichthys ocellatus (wolf-eel), 2294 nucleotides long. Its product is annotated as zinc finger protein 429-like. Gene Ontology annotation, molecular function: DNA-binding transcription repressor activity, RNA polymerase II-specific; RNA polymerase II cis-regulatory region sequence-specific DNA binding. Gene Ontology annotation, cellular component: nucleoplasm. The record is from RefSeq and is a predicted model, not a curated record. Lineage: Eukaryota; Metazoa; Chordata; Actinopteri; Perciformes; Anarhichadidae. Gene Ontology annotation, biological process: regulation of transcription by RNA polymerase II. The coding region runs from base 136 to 2274 and encodes 712 amino acids. The transcript is spliced from 5 exons.